GUCAACUGAGCAACAUCUACACCAAUCCAAGGUAAAAAAUGGACUUCUUUAGAGAACUAAGAGAGCUACGAGGUAACCAAGGCAAAGAGGAAGAAGAGGAGGGGCUUAUAUCUGUAGAGCCUAUCGCAAUGAUAGUGCCGCCGGCGCUGCAGGACUUGCCGGAAAUGUUAACGCCUGAGAGCAGCGCCAGUUUGAGCGUUAGGGACAACGGUGGCGACCACCAUACUUCAUCAUCCAACAGCUCGUCCUCUGAGGAGACACCCAGCCACGAGGAAGGGAUAGGGAAUGUGGUUGGCAAUAACCUAGAUCUGCCCGUGGUUGAAGAAUGGGAAAAUAGGGUACUCACGGGUAGAUUAAGUAACCUACACAAGGCGCCCAAGGACUUGCCUGCUGGAUUUAGAUUCAAGGCGGCGCUUCAUCAUGAAGUAGUAUACAGCGCGCCCUCAAUAAGUGGGUACAAGAAAUUGGAGGAGAUGGUGAAGGCGUACCACAUUUCUCGGACACUAUUACUCCGAGCAGGCGCAAAGAAUGAGAGGGCGUGCACAGUGUCACAGACUGGCUGGAUACCAGUGUACGUGGAUCACUUUGACGCCGGCCUACGGUUUCCCUUGCUUGGGCUGAUAUUUGAUCUGCUGGCGGAUGACGAGUUGGCUCUAACACAACUGAUGCCCAACAGCAUAAGGUUCAUCAUAGGCUUUAUGCUAUUGUGUGCGAAGUUGGAGAUACCUACCAAGGCGAUAGUGUUCAGGUCGCUGUUCCAAUGCCAGCUGUGCCCAAACUCCAGAGGUGCGAAGUGGUACUACCUUUCUGGGAGGGAGAAGAGCCAGCUUUUAAAAAACGUCAAGAAUAAAGUAGUGAGGUGGAAGAGGCUGUUCGUCUUUGUUCGUGAUACACGAACAGAAAGAAUAAGCAAUGACCUCGCUGCUCAACUAUCUGAAUGGCAUGUGCCAAAUGCACAUGUCAAUUACCCUCAACUACUGCCACAGGACACGGAUCUGAAGAAUCAGCUGCUAGAGUAUGCGAGGAGGGAAAACUUGAUAGACUUAGAAGCCCUGGUUACCACGGAGCAGCUCGCCAUGUUCGGGUUGGUCGACGCGACAAACCAAUUCACAGAAGCAAUAUAUUGGAACGCUAGUGUCAACGAGCCCAGGGCUCCCGAGGUCGCGCAAUGGGCAGCACCUCGCAAUGACAAACACGAUUCGAUGAGCGGCCGCCCCCAGCACCAUAAUCACGUAGCGCGUCGCACUGUGGAUCUAGCUCGGCGUCCAGGCCUCGCGCCGAGCAGAGGGUUGAAGCUGUGGCCCCCAGUGCACGCAGGCGUGCACGUGAGGAGACUGACAACGAAGAUGAGGUCCCCCUCAUGCGGCGCAGAACAAGUGUGGGGGCUCAGCCUGCACAGGUGGCUCAACCUGUGGCCGUGCUCAUCAAACGCGCCAUCCGCCAUGGCGCGUGCAGCAGCGAAGCCCACAUCUGCGUCGACCUCAGUGUCGGCACCCAAGAUUGCGUAUCCGAACGGCUUUAGCUAUGUGAAGGCCAACUUCCAGCCCGCCAUGGUGCAAGGCAUGCAAAGCUUUGUGCCUCCCGUGGAUUGUCAACGGGCAAGGACUUUUGUGCAGCAACAUGGUGUGCAAGUCGCCAUGGUCAAACUGAUGGACGCAUUCAACUAUGUACUAGUGCUGUUUGAGAGUGAACAGGGAGCUCGCUCUCAGAAUAACGAGCUCAGCGACAGUUGGCCGCAGAAAAGGCCAGCCUUGUGGAUGAUGUCAAUCGUCUGCAAGGCUCGAAGAUGGCCAACCGAGCUGCUGCUGCGGAGAGCCAAGCAGAAGAGCUCGCGAGCAGGAACAUUGAGCUUAGGGAGGAGCUGGAGCGAGCUUGCGUCGAAAAAGAAAGUUGCCGAGGCCGCCAGGAACCUCAACGCAGCUGAAGAGGCCCUGAACGAAUUGAAGACAUCUCACAGGCGCUCUAUAAGCAUCGCCCGAGCCCAGGGAGUAGAAUGGCUGAUAGGGUCGACUACGUUCCAAGACACUGUGGUGAUGGCGUCUGCAAACAUGACCAUGGAGAUCUACAACGAGAUCCGUGGGAAGGGUAAAAGCCUUGCUCCCCUCACUGAUACAACCGUGCAGUUGAGGUGGGAUCUUAAUGAUGAGGGAGUACUCGUCUGGCCUCCCUCAAUUUUAGAAGAGGGGGAGGACCUAGUGGGGCUGCCCUCCUUUGAUGGAUGGGUGGAAGGGGCUCCGGUGGCAGAACAGGAGCCAUCGACCACUCCUCCCAGCUCUCAGCCAACCGUGGUACCGGCCAGGUCACCAGUCAAUGCACCAGCUCCAGAGCCCACAGCCCGGUCAUCUCCAGCUCGCUCCUCUCCAACUACUGCUGAUGUGUCCAUGCCCGUCGACCUGACGGAUGAUUAGUUUUAGGAUUUUUCUUUUUCUUUUUGUACUGUUUUUGCAUUUUUGUAUUGAUCAAUGGAUCUGUUCCAUAUGUGCUUCACAUAUGAACAUUCUUGAUGAAAUACAAACAUGAAUCUUCCUUUGAAACUUUUGUAUUGACUGUUGUAUAUUUUUUGUACAUUAUCGUUUACAGUUGCUUGAUAACAACUUGAAUAAGAUAAUAGUAUACAU
Molecule: messenger RNA, 2618 nt
Organism: Rubroshorea leprosula
Lineage: Eukaryota; Viridiplantae; Streptophyta; Magnoliopsida; Malvales; Dipterocarpaceae
Source: the annotation of a GenBank genome assembly